AUGCAAAGGGGAUCCGUCAAUAUAGCGAUUCGUGCAAACAACCUGCAGAUCAUAACCGGUCGUUCUUCCCAUAGAUACGGCAACACCCGCGGCGCCGAGAGCGCGCGGAUGAGGGAGGCUGCCUCGGAUGGUGACGCUCCUAAGCGAUCCUAUCCUGACACUGGCAUCGAUGCCGGCAGUUUUCAGGGAAACGGCGUCCUAAGGCGGAUAACCGAUGUAACCGAAACUUCAUCUACUUCGGAAGCUUCGUAUGUGGCUCAAUCCGAGGCCCAAUACGCCGAGGCUGAGUACGACGACCAGUACGACCAGUACGACGGCCAGUACGGUGACCAGAAUCCAUUUCAAGAAGAACCAGGGCCACAGGUCCACAGCCCGACCUUAGAUCGGACUCAACGGUGGGAAGAGAGCGACGGCCACCACUCCGGCCGACACUCCGGCCACCCUCCUAACCGACGGUAUAGCCAAAGCUCGUACCCACUACAGGACCCACGCCAGCCAUACAGACACCAUGGCGCUGCGUGCGAGGUUCCCAAUGAACAUCGGGAUGCAUACGGAAAUUAUAGGUCGCCAUUUUCCGGCCAACCGGCUAUGACAAACCCCCAUGGAACAUUUGUCCGCGGAGGCACGUAUACGUCUCCGCUGACACAGCCUCUACGCAUACGCGACGAUCCUCGCUUCAAUAUAGGAAUGGAUACUUCCAUUCCGGGCAUUGAUAGACAAUUCGCCUCCUUAGGCCUGUCAGACGACUUACGCUACGAUCAACGACCCAGCCAAAGCCGUUUCCAUCAUCGCCCCCCGCCAGGCUUCUCCUGCCGAGGCGACGUCUAUCCCGCGCCGCGAACAUUGCAUCGUGAGCUGGAACCGAGUGGCUUUUAUAACGACGAUACGCCUAUUCCGGUCAAGAGCGACGAUGGGACCGAUAAUUGCAGUAUACUGUGCGAAGACUCCAUCUCCUGCGUUGGUAGACAUCGCCGUGCACAUCGCAAGAGCUCGAGUAAGUCCCAGCCAAAGCCCCGACACAAGGAUCAUGACCGUAAUUCAGACCCUACUGCUCGGCCACGUUCAAGAGAGCGACGCGUACCCCGUCCGGCUCCGGCAGAAGAAUGCAACCUUCCGCGUGCUCCGACGCCACCUCCUUUCGAAGACCCGGAGUCUGCAGCGGCCGAACGGACGUACUACGGCCAGCAUGCAAACCUCGCUGGCCGCCACUAUUGA
Messenger RNA from Sporothrix schenckii 1099-18, 1215 nucleotides. RefSeq lists its product as uncharacterized. NCBI's taxonomy places the organism in Eukaryota, Fungi, Ascomycota, Sordariomycetes, Ophiostomatales, Ophiostomataceae. The transcript has a single exon. The coding region runs from base 1 to 1215 and encodes 404 amino acids. The record is from RefSeq and is a predicted model, not a curated record.